AUGAAAGUGACAAUCGCCCUUGUAUUGUUAGUCGCAUUGGCAUCAGCCACAUCUACUAAAGAUUAAAUUCUUGCUCUCCUUCAAACAGGAACAAAGGCAAGCGAUGCCAUAGACACUGUCUUUGGUUUAUUGAACGAUUUGAUUCAAUCAAAUAAGGAUGCUCAAUUUGCAGCAGAUCAAAAGAAUGAAACAGAUGAAUGGAUUGGCGCAUAGUAAUUAUGUUUACUAAUAGUAGGACAAUCGAGUAAUUUACUAAAAUCAAGUCUUUGAAUCAAAAAUUAUUCCAAUAAUCAAUUGAAAACAGAGCCCAAUUUGAAUAAGAACUCCAAGACACCAAGAAUUAUCUUGCUUGGAACGAAUAAAGAUAAGAUGAAAUAAAUAGAAAGAUCUAAGUUCUUCUUGACGAAUAAUGUCUUAGCAAUCAACUCUUUGUUAGAUCAAUCAAACAAAACAGAGAAGCUCUUGAAGUUGUCAGAGUACUCAAACAAGAUGUUGCAGGAUACAUUAUCAAUGGAGACUCCUUUGAAUUAGUUUAAGUUCAAAGUGUUGCUGACAAAUUGAAGCAAUACAGCAACAAAUUCUAAGAAUAAGAGUUACAAUCAUUCCUCUAAUUGGCCAACAAACAAGAAGACGGAUCAUCAAGCAGAGGAGCAACCUUGGCAGAGAGAGUCUUGGGUGUCUUGGAAUCCCUUGAAGCCAACCUCUAAGCCUCACUUGAAGCUCUUGAAGUCAAUGAAAUCAAUGCAUCAUGGGAGUUGGCCGGUUGGGUUUCAUUGAGUGAAGCUGAAGUAGCAAACCUCAAAGUUGAAUACGAAAGAAAAUAAGUCUAUGCUGACAGAUUAGCUACUGUAAUAUUGUUGAUUAAUCAUUCUCUAGUAAAUCUAAGCUGCCUUAGCACAAUAAGCCAAAUCCAAGAUCAUCCUCUAAGAAUCACAAGACGCUUUAGAUCAAGCCUUAUCAGACUUGGAAAACAAGAGAGCUGAUUAUGCUGAAGCCAAGGCCAAAAGAGAUGAAGAGAAUGCCAUCCUUGCCGAAGUCAUCACUAUGUUCAAGAAAUAAGUUGCUUCAUGGUCUGGAAGAUGAGAUUCAUCAUUUUAUAU
Messenger RNA from Paramecium octaurelia, 1100 nucleotides. Lineage: Eukaryota; Ciliophora; Oligohymenophorea; Peniculida; Parameciidae. The record is from the annotation of a GenBank genome assembly.